UUUUCUCUCUUUACAUACAGUGUUGAUGUACCGGGCUGAGGCUAUGGAAGACUUUACCGGCCCAGAUUGUCGUUUUGUGAAUUUUAAAAAAGGAGACCAUGUCCAUGUCUACUAUAAACUGGCGGGGACAUCGCCGGAAGUUUGGGCUGGAACUGUUGGACGUAUUUUUGGAUAUUUUCCAAAGGAUUUACUUCAGAUAGUCCAUAAAUACACGAAAGAAGAGCUACAAAUUCCAGCAGAUGAGACAGAUUUUGUUUGCUUUGAUGGGGGAAGAGACACUUUUGAUAACUAUAAUAUAGAAGAACUUCUAGGAUUUUUGGAUUUGCACAAUUCUGCAACUAGAGAUUCUGAGAAAGCUCUAGAAAAAACCUCUCAGCCUGUGGAAGAGCCUCCUGAAGUACCUGAAGAAAGUGACCUUGAAACUGAUUCAGUGCAAGCUACCUCAGAAGAAAGAGAAAGUGUUUUCUCAGAAAGCACCAAGGAACUCCAGGACCGUCAUGAGGCUCCGAAGAACCACCCCCCUGUAAACAGUCAAAGAAAUCACCCUCAGGGAGAACAAUCCUCAUCGGAACCGCUGGAAGAAAUGCUUCGAGAUAACUUAACCGUGUCAGCCAGUGAAAACAACACAGCCAGCAAUAGCUCUCAGCUCUCCAACGAGCAGAAGACUGAUGCUUAUAAACUUUUGAAAAAAGAAAUGACUGUGGACUUGAAAACCAAAUUUGGCUCAACUGCUGAUGCACUUGUGUCUGAUGACGAGACAACCAGGCUCGUUACUUCCUUAGAAGACGAUUUUGAUGAGGAAUCAGAUGCUGAGUACUACGUAGUUGGGAAGGACGAAGAGGAAGAAGAUGAAGAAGACUUUGAUGAGUUGCCAUUACUAACCUUCACAGAUGGAGAGGAUUUGAAAAUGCCAGUGGAAUCUGAAGUUGAGAAAUAUUUAACCGAUAAAGAGCAGAAUUCAAGUGAAGAGGAUGAGGGGGAGGUAAUAACUCAGCCCCUUGGCAUCAAAAAGGGUGAUAAAAAUAUACGAACAACUUUGGAGGAUACUGUCUUCUCUGCUGUCACAGAAGGUGAAGAGCAAACAGGUAUGGAUUUUGAGAGUUCUGAUUCAGCGGAAGAAGAGGAAGGUGAGGAUGGAUUAAUCCCAGACAGCAAAUGGGGGAAACCACAAUCAGCAGCAGAUGAUAAUGACCCUGAAAAGGCAGAGGAUGGUCUUUUGAUUGUAGAAGUUCCUAAAACAAACAAUGACAAAAACCCAUUAAUGGACACAGAACUUCAUAUUAAAGGAAAAGGGAGGACUGUUGAGGAAUCCAACAGGGACCUGGUGGAAGGUAAGAAAGGAUUGGAGGAUGGAAAGAAAGAAGACAGGACUCUGCCUGGUUCUAUGCAAAGCAGUAACCUCAACUCUUUGCCAGCUACUGAAAAGGGUAAAGAAAUAUUAAAAUCAGCCUUUUAUAACAAAGAAAAUGACCUAAAAGGAGCAGCUGUUCAUAUCUCAAAAGGAAUGGCUCAUGAAGAGAAGCCUGGAGAACAGAUUUCGGAAGGUGACUCAGUGAAUGUAUGGAAACAUAGAGCUGCAGGGAAUGAAAUGAAGGAAGAAAAGAUUAAACAGGAAGCCAUGGAUGGUACACGGCUCUUGGGAGAUAAUGAGCAUAAUGCAUCCAGAGACAGUGUGGAGAAGGGAAUAGAUGUUUCCGGAAAUGGACCAGAACAACACAUGCCCGCAGCGGAGCAUCCAAGUGAGGAAUUUAAAGAGGAACAGCUUCUUAAAACUCAAAAUCAACCUAGGUUCUCCUCUCCCGAUGAAAUUGGUUUGUCAGCAGAACUGGAAGAUGAGGGUUCCAUUCUGGGAAGAAAUUUGUCCGGGCAGCCAGGAGAUGUGGCUGCUGCAGUUAAUAAGGAAGUGAAGGGGAAGACAAGGCUGAAUGAGGAAGAGGUCACAGGGGACACCUUAAGUGAAGAGCUUGUUCAUCCACAGCCAGGCACUCCGGAAGCAGAAAUAGCAGGCCAGACUGAUAGCUCAGAAGUACCAGGUUUCCAUCCUGAACAACCAGAGGCAGAGGAUGACGAUUCCAGCGCUGAAGAACUGCUGGAGGACGAAAAUGCUGUAAGUGCAAAACAGUCUAAAGAAAAAGGCCCUGAGAUGCAGGACAGGCAGUUAGAUGUUAAUCCGCAAGUCUCUGGAAGUGGAAUUUUCGACGCCAUAAAUACUAAUGUAGAAACUGAAGAAAACAAAGAAAACACUAGUAAUAUUUUGGAAACUGAAAGCAAAAAUGAAACUGAGGGCAGAGGGGUAGGCACGCUAGGCAAGGAACCUGGUGGCCCGGAGGUAGAAACAGAAGAAAGCCCUCCUGCAGGUAAGAAAGCACAGAGACCAUCUGAAGGGAGUGACUUUCCUGACAAGAGAAAAUAUCAGACUCCGGAGUUAGAUGAAGUACUUCGGAGUCAAGACCCUGGUUAUCUUAAAGAAGACAACCCUGAGGAAGACCCGAAGACCUCGGGGCUCGCAGCGAAGCCUGGGGUAGAGCUCUCGAAAGCGGGCCAGGAGGACACACAGAAGUUCAUGGACACACAGAGCCAGGGGGCUGCUGCUGAGGCACGUGAAGGCGACGUCCCCGGGGCUGCACACACAACCGCAAAGCCAGAGCACAGCGCCCACAGGGAGGACCUGCCUAUCAUAAGCAGCUUCUUUAAGGAGCAGCAGUCUCUGCAGCGGUUCCAGAAGUACUUUGAUGUCCACGAGCUGGAAGCCAUGCUCCAAGAAAUGUCGCGAAAGCUGAAGUCGGCACAGCGGGACAGCCUGCCCUACAACGUGGAGAAAGUCCUGGAUAAGGUCUUCCGGGCGUCUGAGUCACAGAUUUUGAACGUAGCAGAGAAAAUGCUCGAUGCUCUUGUGACCGAAUGGAGAGAUUCGGGAAUGGAAGAACGUAACAUUCUUGAAGAGGCUGCAGUGCUAGACGAUGUUCAAGACCUGAUCUAUUUUGUCAGGUACACACACUCCACAGGGGAGGAUACUGGACCACUGGCAACGACACAGCCUCCAGAGGGAGGCUGGGGGGGACCAGCGGAAGAGAUACAGCCACCGCUGGAAGAUAAUUUCCCACAAGAGAACAUAGAAGAUCUCAAAAUGCAGAUUCCUGAGGAGCCUGGCCAUUCAGAUCAACCCGUGUCGAGUCACGUGGGUGUCUUAGAAGUGUCACAGAAGCCGAAUACUGAGAAAGACGAACACCCAGGGAUAUUUGUAACCGAAAGCACUCCUGACUAUGCUGUUGAUGGAAAAGAGCAACUAGAAGUACAUGCCGAAGAGCCAGCUAGCGCCACGCCUGUCAUGGUUUAUUUGACUAAGACGCUACUUUCUACAUUGCCUGGUGAUGUUCAGCCCGGGCCUGAUUUUUAUGGACUGCCAUGGAAGCCUGUACUUAUCACUGCCUUCUUGGGAAUUCUUUCAUUUGUCAUUUUCUUCUGGAGAACCAUCCUUGCUGUAAAGAGUCAUGUGUACCAAGUCACUGAACAACAAAUUUCUGAGAAGCUGAAGAUGCUCAAAAAAGAAAACGCAGAUCUUGUACAAAAAUUGUCAAAUUAUGAGCAGAAGGUCAAGGAAUCAAAGAAGCAUGUUCAAGAAACCAAGAAACAAAAUAUGAUUCUCUCUGAUGAAGCAACUAAAUUUAAGCAUAGAAUCAAGGAACUUGAAGAAACUAAGGAAAAUCUGAACGAUACAGCAAAAAAUCUGCGUCUCCUUUUAGAAUCUGAGAGAGAACAGAAUGCCAAGAAUGAGGACUUGAUAUCAGAAAACAAGAUAUCUUUAGAGAAGUUAAAGGAUGUUAUUGCAAUGAAUGCCUCAGAACUUUCAGAGGUUCAGAUUGCCCUUAACGAAGCUAAACUUAGUGAAGAGAAGGUGAAGUCCGAAUGCCAUCGGGUUCAAGAGGAAAAUGCUAAGCUUAAGAAGAAGAGAGACCAGUUGCAGCAGGAAAUCAAAGACUUGAAUAAAUCCCACGCUGAACUCAGUGAGCAAAUCAAAUCAUUUGAGAAGUCUCAGAAAGAUUUGGAAGUAACUCUUACUCAAAAAGAUGAUAAUAUCAAUGCUUUGACGAAUUGUAUCACACAGUUGAAUCGGUUAGACUGUGAAUCUGAAUCUGAGCAUCAAAAUAAAACAGGAAAUGAAUCAGAUGAACUAGCAAACGGGGAAGUGGGAGGUGACCGAAGUGAGAAGAUGAAAAAUCAGAUUAAGCAGAUGAUGGACAUUUCUCGGACACAGACGGAAAUAUCCGUUGUUGAAGAGGAUCUAAAACUUCUACAGUGUAAGCUGAGAGCCUCGAUGUCCACAAAAUGUAACCUGGAAGGUAGGUUGCCAGAUAUUGGAAAGACAAAGAAUUGCUUUGGAUGCCUGGCUGGCGUGACUCAGUGGUUGAUUUCUGCUAAUGAGAAGAAAGCGCACGAGAACUGGCUCAAAGCGCGUGCGGCAGAAAGAGCUAUGGCUGAAGAGAAGAGGGAAGCAGCCAACCUGAGACACAAGUUAUUAGAAUUGACCCAGAAGAUGGCGAUGCUGCAAGAACCUGUGAUUGUAAAACCAAUGCCCGGAAGGCCCAGCGCACAGAACCCUCCACGGAGAGGCCCCCUGAGCCAGAAUGGCUCUUUCGGCCCCUCGCCCGUGAGUGGUGGAGAAUGCUCCCCGCCACCGAGAGACCCGCCCACGAGACCUCUCUCUGCCACGCUCAAUCGAAGAGAUGUGCCCAGAAGUGAAUUUGGUUCAGUGGACGAGCCUCCACCUCCUCUCCAGUGCUCUGAGGCACCUGGGAGCCCCUCUGCCUCUGACCCCGGUGCAGCUCCCAUGAUGAACAGCAGCCCAAGAAGCGCUUCCCCUUCCAGGGUGGGUGAGGGCAAGGUGAAUAUGGCUGCAGAAGGGCCCCCUCCUUUCCCAGGCGUGCCCCUCAUGAGCUCCUCCAUGGGAGGCCCUCUACCGCCGCCCAUUCGCUAUGGACCACCUCCUCAGCUCUGCAGGCCUUUCGGGCCUCGGCCAUUUCCUCCACCAUUUGGUCCUGGUUUCCGGCCACCUCUAGGCUUAAGGGAAUACGCACCUGGCGUUCCACCGGGGAAACGGGACGUGCCUUUCGACCCUCGAGGAUUUGUACCGGGACACCCUCAUUUUAGACCUGGAGGCUCUCCUGGCCCUCGGGAGUACUUUGCUCCUGGCCCCCGACUACCGCCCCCGAGCCACGGCCCCCCGGAGUACCCUUCCCCUGCUGCAAGAGACUCACUGCCUCCUGGCUCCAGAGAGGAGCCCCCACCUGCCUCUCAGAGCGGCAGCCAGGGCUCCUCCCAGACCUUGAAACAGAGCCCGUAACUCCGACAUGCAGCCGGAGAGGAAGUGGACUGUGCGCUAUCCAUUACAGUCUCAGAUCCAAAAGUUUCAAUAAAGUUAGUUUUUAGACCUAAGCUGCCCCGGCAGUGUGCAUUUUUGAGCCAAACAAUGAAAAAAUACCAUUUCUCCCCUUAAAUGAAAAUCACCUCGUGAGCUAGAGCCUCCUCCCAACUUUGAAAUGUGCAAUAAAGAAUACCUGUGUCUUAGUUCGUGUAGCAUAUGUAACUGUUCAAUGAUUUAGAACGUCAUGAAAAAUAUGAACAUUUCCUGUGGAAAUGCCAUAAGAACAUGUAUUUCCAUUUAUUAUCCUGUUUUUAGUGGACACCAGUUGAACGCAGAGCAACGGUGUUUAUAAGCUUGAAUUUUUAAAGUAUCUGGUCGCAAGGACUGUUACGCUAAAAAUGUUUACUAAGAAAUCACUGAACUUUAUCUCCCCUCUUGCUGAAGUUCUUUGUAGUGGAAGUUCAUUAAAAUUUGGUUAUUGAUGUUU
Myotis brandtii (Brandt's bat) is the source of this 5849-nucleotide messenger RNA. RefSeq names its product melanoma inhibitory activity family, member 3 (gene MIA3). The coding region runs from base 26 to 5341 and encodes 1771 amino acids. Gene Ontology annotation, molecular function: protein binding. Lineage: Eukaryota; Metazoa; Chordata; Mammalia; Chiroptera; Vespertilionidae. The transcript has 24 exons. Gene Ontology annotation, cellular component: endoplasmic reticulum membrane; endoplasmic reticulum exit site. The record is from RefSeq and is a predicted model, not a curated record. Gene Ontology annotation, biological process: endoplasmic reticulum to Golgi vesicle-mediated transport; protein secretion; vesicle cargo loading.